AGUGACAAGAGUGAAAUGGUUAGCGCAACCCUUGGAAAUGAGGAAAUUCUUCAGUUUCAAUCAAGAUGACAGAACAAUAAUACCAACAAUUCCGAAAUGCCGACAACAUCAUUGAAGAAGUUUGUGUCAGAACUGCUUCCACCUCUGCAAACAAUGGUAACUCAUCAUGCUCUGUGUGGUUGCAAGACAUUCGAGAAGUGUUUCCGGAUGCACUGCGAUUUAAGUUGAAUGGCCAUCCCAUUCCUUUUAGAUGCUGAUGGCAACAGAAUCGAACCUCCACGCAUUGCGUUCUAUCUUGACAAGGUCCUGGAUGUCAUUACAGGAAUAUCGCCGAUCUGCAACUGCAACAAUAGUAGCAACGUCAAUAGCAACCGCAAAGUCGUCAUCCGUUUACCUAUAUCGCAGAAGUUAUCAAAUCUGACUUCCUCACAUGAACUCCUUUUACCAAUAUCAAAUUUGGUUCAGUCUUUCAACCAAUCUUUUACUGGCAACAACGCACAAGCCGAGAUGAUCAACUCUAACCUUGAAAAGAUUGCAGAGUUGCUGCUUGAGGCCAAAGAGAAGGAUGACAAAAUAAUUGAACCGCAAUUAGAGGCUAAGGAGAAGAAUGAUAAAAUGCUUGAGCUACAAAGCCAAGCCCUUGACAGACUUGCCAUCCUUCAAAAGCAGGCCAAUGCUAUCCUCACUCAGAACUUUGAACUAUACGAAUAUCCAAUCCCUCGACUUUUUAUCAUUUUACCUGACAACACCACCACCAAAUGGGACCCAAGGAAAGUUUUGAGGAACAAAUUCCGCCUUUAUUUCCUCUGUGAAUGUGGGGAUCACACUGCAGAGACAAGCAAGAGUAUUCAGAACCAAAUUCAUAUUGCCAAGCAUGAUGGAUAUGAAGUCCGAGACAGCACAGAGUUCUUUCGGAAGUAUGGGAAAUAUAUGCUAAUCCUUUUACAGAUGCUCAAGUUAGGAAUGGGAGCAACCCCGGCUACUUCAUUGACACCAGGUCCAAAUCUGAUCGAUGCUGCUAUCGCUUACUCAAUCGCUUAUAUGGGUACGCUUUCCAAGAAAUAUCCAGUUUUGGACAACGCCAACGCAAUCGAUGACUAUGGAGAGCUUGAAGGGGCUGACCUUCGACAGCUGGACACAUUCCUUCGUAUUAACGAUGAGGGCAGAAAACUUGGUAACCUGUACAGGAUCACUACAGAAACAGGCCGUGUCAAAUGGGUUUGUUUUGAACACUAUCGUUGGACAUAUAGAGAAGCAGAACAGAAAGUGUUUGAAAAUGCAGUGGAGACGAAUGGAGGUGAAUAUGACUCGCACCUUGGUAAAGUGGUUAUCACAUUGGAAUCAAAAACUAGAGCUGGAGAAUUCUUCGAUGCGCUGACCAAUGCAAGACGUGUUUACGAGCUGGUCAUCGCAUUCAGGUGGCAAUGGACCAAGACUGACCUUGAAGCAUUUGAGAAAGCACUCAAGAUGUCUAGUGUAUCGAUUCUUCGACUUGAUCUUGGAGAAUUUCAAGGGAGCACAACCAGAAAAAUACUUUCUACAUCUUUACGAUACGAAAUACUUGUUCGCAUCAUGGAGAUUAGCAACAUGAAGACGAUUCAUAUUGCUCUAUCCCCCGACCUCAUAAAGUUUUCAAAUUUACAGCCCAGAAGAUCGUCACAGCUUCAUCAGCUAUCCUUUAAGGUGCAACCUCAAUCGAUCAGAGCUGGUGAAUAUCGAGUAAUUGCAAAUUCACUCAAGUCCAACACAGCUUUGACCGCCUUGGACCUGAGAGAUAACUUAAUUGGGGAAGAAGGGGCCCUGACACUGUCUAAGGCACUAAAGACGAACACGACACUAGCCACUUUGAACUUACUCGACAACUCAAUUGGAAAAGAAGGAGCUGUAGCACUGUCAGAAGCACUCAAGACGAACAGGACUUUGGCCAUUCUGGAUGUAGAGUACGAUUCGUUUGCGUAAGAAGGAGCCCUAAUGCUGUCAAGGACCAACACGACAUUAACCAGUUUGGCCUUUAGUAAUAAAUCAAUUGGAAAUGAAGGAGCUUUGGCACUAGCUAAGGCACUCAAGACGGUCACAACUUUGACUUACUUGGAUUUGAGAUACAACUCAAUUGAGGAUGAAGGGGCUGUAGCACUGUCAGAGGCACUCACGAUGAACACAAGUUUGACUACCUUGCACUUGGAUAGCAACUCAUUAGGGAUGAAGGAGCU
Lobosporangium transversale is the source of this 2210-nucleotide messenger RNA. RefSeq lists its product as hypothetical. The transcript has 2 exons. The record is from RefSeq and is a predicted model, not a curated record. NCBI's taxonomy places the organism in Eukaryota, Fungi, Mortierellomycota, Mortierellomycetes, Mortierellales, Mortierellaceae. Gene Ontology annotation, molecular function: protein binding. Bases 229 to 1959 code for a protein of 576 amino acids.